GUCUGUGUCUCCGGGACCAUCGGUCCAUCCUGCCCCCGUCUUGAUCGCGUUGUGAGGAGACCGAUGACUGAUCCCCCGCCGCUGUGGAUUGUUUCAGCUCACCUUUGCGGUUCACCUUGGAAAUAGAUCAAGAGAUUGAUGGAUAGGCCGCAUGAAGUCAACACGGACCCUUGUGGUCCUAAAGUGCAACCCGGACCCUGUGUAUUAGUCAAAGCCAGCCCGGGAAUACCUCCACAGCUGGCAGUUCGUGAUCCGCCUCUCACUAUCAGCCCACCGGAAGCGUCCAAGAAGCGGUGUGGGUCGAGUCCCGUACAGGCGGGCGAAGCGCAGUCGGGACAGGCCGACCCCGGGUGCACUUCAGCCCUGCCAGCGAGCAUAAGUCGGCCCAGACCGACCGCUCUCAGAACUAAGCCUGCUCCCAAGCUGACCAGGAUCUCAGUGGACCCCUCCAAGGAAAUCGACCUGAUCCCCGUUUGCAUCCCAGGACCUCAGAGUGCCAACAUCCUGCCACACUCUCCAACAGAUUCCUCCUUCCCCCUGCACAGCCCCCAGAGCCCCCACAGUCCCCAGCCUCUGCUGAGCCCCACUCCCAGCCUGUCUCUGCCCCAGUCCAGCGGCAACCCGCCGUCCAGCCUCAGCCCCACGUCCAGCCUCAGCCCUCAGCCGCAGAAGAUCCGCUCGCCCGCCGGCUCCACUCAGAGCCAGGCUCAGCCCGAGAAGCCAGGGGAGAACAACGACUUCAGGGUGUACAUCGUCACGUGGAACGUGGGCUCAGCCGUCCCGCCAGAUGACAUCACUGCUCUGUUUGGACCAAAUGUUUCAGAUGGGAACAUCGACAUGUUUAUCAUCGGGCUCCAGGAAGUCAACUCCAUGAUAAACAAGAGGCUGAAAGACGCUCUGUUUUCAGACCAGUGGAGUGAGCGCUGCAUGGACACUCUCAGUCCUUUUGGAUAUGUUCUGGUGGCAUCCCAGAGGAUGCAGGGCGUGCAGCUGCUGGUUUUCUCGAAGUUCUGUCACCUGCCGUUCCUCAGAGGGGUGCAGACGGAGAGCACACGCACAGGACUUGGAGGAUACUGGGGAAAUAAAGGUGGCGUCAGCGCGAGGAUGACCGUGUUCGGCCACCCGGUGUGCUUCCUCAACUGUCACCUGCCUGCUCACAUGCAGAACCUGGAGCAGCGGAUGGAGGAUUUUGAAAGCAUCCUUCAGCAGCAGCAGUUUGAAGGAGGGGCCGCUACAGGAGUGCUGGACCAUGAUGUCGUCUUUUGGUUUGGAGAUUUAAAUUUCCGUAUCGAAGAUUAUGACAUCCACGUGGUGAAGUGUGCCAUCGACAGCAAUAAGCUGCCGCUUCUGUGGGAACGGGAUCAGCUCAACAUGGCUAAAAAUACAGAAUCCAUCCUGGAUGGCUUUAUGGAGGGGCCUCUCAAAUUCCCACCAACCUAUAAGUUUGAUGUGGGCACUCAUACGUAUGACACCAGUUCGAAGAAGCGGAAGCCCGCCUGGACGGACCGCAUCCUCUGGCGCCUCCGUCGCACUGGCUCCCCGGUUCCUACCCACAAUGCCGCGCUGCAGCGGGGCCUCACCUCAUGGUUGGGUGGGGCGACUAAAGUGACACAGCACGCGUAUCGGAGUCACAUGGGCUUCACCAUCAGUGACCACAAGCCUGUCUCUGCCCUCUUUUCACUGCAUUUUCCGUUCCGGGUGAGUACCCCUCUGGUGGAGCUGCAGUUCAGCCAGGAGUGGUGCAAAGUCUCGGACGCCACCGUCCGAUUCACCGUCGCGUCGAACUAUCAGCGUAGCUCCUGGGACUGGGUGGCAAUAUACAAGGUUGGAUUCAAACAUCACAAAGACUACCAGGCGUACGUCUGGGCCAAAGGAGAGCAUGCAACGCAGGUGACGUUCUCAGAGGAGGAUUUGCCAAGGGAUGACUGUGAAUACAUCCUGGGUUACUACAGCAACAACAUGAACAGUAUUGUUGGAUUGUCGUCACCAAUUCAGAUCAAAAUGCCGGAGCACAGCCCCACGGCGUGCCGCUCCGACAGCUCGGACGUCAGCUCUGAGGACGACAGCACCCUGGUCCUGCUGGCCCCCAGCUCCCGCAGCCCGAGCCCCAAGACGGGCAAGCACCACCACCGCCACCGGCGCAGCCGCAGCCCCGCCGUGCCCGCCAUGGCCUCCAACCCCCUGCCCUCCCUGCAGGGCCUCCACCUCUGCCCCCGCCCCAAAGAGAGCCAGACGCGGAGCCGCUCGCCGUGCUCGGCCGCCAAGAAGGAACGGCUGGUCUCCCCCGACGCGGUGCCCUCCCCCACCGUCAGCCCCCUGAGCCCCCGCAGCCCCGUGUCGCCGGGCGGCGGAGUGAGCGCCCCCGAGGCCCUGAUCGCUGCCAUCUUGGGCGAACACAGACCAGCUCAGGUCAGCCCCACGGGGGUCAAGCAGAUCGGGAAAGGAGGGGAGACGGACAGAACAAAGAACGGAAACGUCAAGAGUUAGAGCGCGAUCAGAGGCAAUAUCCGUGCGAGCAGGGUGUGAAGCAGCACAUUUAAAGACUCCUCCUGUAGUUUUGCAAACAUUCCACAUUGUAGCUCUGCAGUCUCCUGUUUCUGAGUCGACCACCAUCUCGUAUGUAUAUCUUGGAGUCACACUCGUCCCGACUCUCGAUUACAAGUGCUUUUAUAGACUCAUAAGCGAUAUCAUACGCAAACAAACAUAUUGAAUGUGAAACCAAAGUCGAAGUUCUGUCCCGUGAUGGAUGUUAUUGACAGCAAUACAGAUCUAUUUAGACAGUCUGGUAUCAGAAGUAAGGACCCUGGAAACACCAUAACUGAUGGUUUCAUAGUUCACGUCAGGGAGAGUGUGUGUCUGUGUGAGUUUGUGUGAAAACAUAAAUAAAGUGUGUCACCA
This is a messenger RNA of Salarias fasciatus (jewelled blenny), 2898 nucleotides long. Its product is annotated as inositol polyphosphate 5-phosphatase K-like. Lineage: Eukaryota; Metazoa; Chordata; Actinopteri; Blenniiformes; Blenniidae. Gene Ontology annotation, molecular function: phosphatidylinositol-4,5-bisphosphate 5-phosphatase activity; phosphatidylinositol-3,4,5-trisphosphate 5-phosphatase activity. The coding region runs from base 139 to 2487 and encodes 782 amino acids. The record is from RefSeq and is a predicted model, not a curated record. The transcript is spliced from 13 exons. Gene Ontology annotation, cellular component: cytoplasm; plasma membrane; ruffle. Gene Ontology annotation, biological process: phosphatidylinositol dephosphorylation; negative regulation of peptidyl-serine phosphorylation.